Molecule: messenger RNA, 1971 nt
Organism: Closterium sp. NIES-65
Lineage: Eukaryota; Viridiplantae; Streptophyta; Zygnematophyceae; Desmidiales; Closteriaceae
Source: the annotation of a GenBank genome assembly
AUGUGCGCAUUCCGGCCCAUCCCUUCCCCAUGGUGCGCCUUCCGCCCAUGCCUUCCCCAUGUGCGCAUUCCGCCCCCAUCCCUUCCCUAUGUGCGCAUUCCGCCCCCAUCCCUUCCCCAUGUGCUCAUUCCGCCCCCAUCCCUUCUCCGUGUGCGCAUUCCGCCCCCAUCCCUUCCUCAUGUGCGCAUUCCGCCCCCAUCCCUUCCCCUUGUGCGCAUUCCGCCCCCAUCCCUUCCCCAUGUGCGCAUUCCGCCCCCAUCCUUUCCCCUUGUGCGCAUUCCGCCCCCAUCCCUUCCCCAUGUGCGCAUUCCGCCCCCAUCCUUUUCCCAUGUGCGCAUACAAGGUCCAACUUGGGGCCCAUGCGCGCCUUCAUCCCCAUGCCACACAUCCCGCCCCCAUGCACGAGUCAAAUACCAAAAUCCAUAUCUACUCCCUUCUGUCUCAUCUGUACUAACCUGUCAUGUCACCCCUUUUCCCCCCGCCUCUUCCAACCCGCUCCUAUUCCGCGCCCCUCCUCUGCGCCCCUCCCCCGCGCCCGUCCUCCGCGCCCCUUCUUCCGCGUCUAUCUCUGAACAGGAGAACGGCGCAGAAGGGGGGAAUAAAGGAGAGGGGGAGAGCAGCAGCGGCAGCAGCAUGGAGCCCAGCUGGUGGAAGAAGGAUGUGACGCUGUCUCUGCUGGGGCCUGCCCUGGGCCACGGGGAGGUGCAGUGCCUCGAUCCCCCUGCCUGUUCGCACCUCCGCAUCUCCUACCGCCUGUGGGAUGCGGGGACAUACAGUGCAACACUCCACGUGGGUUGCGCCAAUCUCAACUUCUCACCGGCCUUUGCCGCCCAUUUCAACUCCACCUACCGCCAUGACCUUGCCACGUGGAGCCUCUCCAUUGGCUGGCCAGAAUCAGUUUCCCAGAAGGUUCCUGGCUCUGCAGGUGCUCCUGCAAAAGCUGUUGAUGCUGCUGCAGGUGAUUCUGACGAAUCUGCUGUUAGUGGCGCUGAUGAUGCUGGUGAUAGUGGUGAUAGUGGUGAUGCUGCUUAUUCCAGACCUGCAGAUGCUUCUGAUUCGGGGGCUGCAGCUGCUGCUGAUGUUGAUGAUGGUGGUGACAGUGCUGCCAGGUCAUCAUCAGAAGGUAGGGUCCUUCUGGAUGACGUGGCAGCUGGUGAUGAGGCACUUGGAGAAGGCGAUACAACCUCCGCAGAUACCGCCUACCCAAAUGCCACCCCCCCAGAUGCUGCCUCUCCCAGCAAGCUACCCUCUCCCUGUGCACUCUCCUCCAUCCCCGGUCGGUGGACCAAGGCACGCAGUGGCAAGUACAUCUGGGCCUUCUUCCCAUGCGCACCAGCAGCGUCACCUCCCAGCCGUUGGAUCGAGCAGCUGGCAAGCAGGGGAAUCCGCGAGAUUAACAUAGUGGGCGAUUCCCACCAGCGGGUGCUGGCGCUGCACCUGCACUGGCUGCUGUCGGGGGAGGCGGACAAGCGGAUUCGAAAGGGACAUUUAGACUUCAGCAAGGAGUCGCGGAAUGAGAGGAACGAGACGAUGAGGAUCAACUUCUACUGGGUGGAUGGGAUUUACCGGAAUGAUGAGUUUGGAUGCAGUCAUCGGGGAAUCUACACCCAUCGCAACACCACAUUCCCAACCAACGUAUCCACCACAGCUGACGUUACCCUUCUAGAAGCAGGCUACUGGAUGAACAAGUGGUGCACAGAGCCAGUCCAAGCCAUGCGAGCCCACCUCCCAGAGUACCUCAAUUGGGGAUUGCAGUUCGCCGCCCAAACCGGGAAGCCAAUAGUGUUGCGCACGGCGCCUCCAGUGCCGAACGGGGGCGAUCAUUGCUUCGUGGGAUCGUAUCCCGGGCCAGCUACGAACCUGGCACUUAUGGAGAUCAAUCGGUUGAUGCGUCAACUUACAGCGGGUGGUAAGGUAUAUGGUGGAGGUGCUAAUGGGUUAGAUUUGUCAAAUCGUGAUUUCCGUCAAUAA